Molecule: messenger RNA, 2719 nt
Organism: Engraulis encrasicolus (European anchovy)
Lineage: Eukaryota; Metazoa; Chordata; Actinopteri; Clupeiformes; Engraulidae
Product: radixin
Exons: 15
Coding region: 334-2064 (576 amino acids)
Biological process (GO): regulation of cell shape; regulation of organelle assembly; positive regulation of early endosome to late endosome transport
Cellular component (GO): microvillus; filopodium; plasma membrane
Molecular function (GO): actin binding; cell adhesion molecule binding
Source: RefSeq, a predicted model, not a curated record
ACAGCCAUAUUGCUUGGCUGCGCACAAGCUGUAUCUGUGGAAACUAACAAGUUAGGUCCUCUUCAGUCAGGUCUUUGCCGCUGUAAAAGCGUGGAAGUAUAUAAUAGCGGUCGUUUCAUAUAUGUUGACCUUACUGAAUGUUUUUCUUUUUGAAUAAAACGUUACUUCAAUAUCGGCGGACUCGGGGAAUUUACAUUUCUGUUACAACACGCAGUCCAUCAUUCGAGGUCUGCAGCAGUGACCUCCUAUAACCCUCUACUUCAACACAACACAAGACAAGACUAGAUCUUUCAUUUCUGUAAGGAUAAGGGGCCGGGAGGAGAGCAGGCAGAGAUGCCGAAACCGAUCAAUGUCAGGGUUACUACGAUGGAUGCGGAGCUGGAGUUUGCCAUCCAGCCAAACACCACAGGCAAACAGCUCUUUGAUCAGGUGGUAAAGACGGUGGGUCUGCGGGAAGUCUGGUUCUUUGGCCUGCAGUACGUCGACAGCAAAGGCUACUCCACAUGGUUAAAGCUCAACAAAAAGGUGACCCAGCAAGACGUGAAGAAAGAAAACCCUCUGCAGUUCAAGUUCAGGGCGAAGUUCUUUCCCGAAGACGUCUCGGAAGAGUUGAUCCAGGAAAUCACACAACGCCUCUUCUUCCUGCAGGUGAAAGAAGCCAUCUUGAACGAUGAAAAUUAUUGUCCCCCUGAGACCGCCGUCCUCCUCGCCUCAUACGCAGUCCAGGCCAAGUAUGCCGACUUCAGCAAAGAACUCCACAAGCCUGGAUACCUCACAAACGACCGCCUCCUGCCACAGAGAGUUCUUGAGCAGCACAAGCUGACUAAGGAACAGUGGGAAGACAGAAUACAGACCUGGCACGAGGAGCACAGAGGCAUCCUAAGAGAGGACUCAAUGAUGGAGUACCUGAAAAUUGCACAGGACCUGGAGAUGUAUGGCGUGAACUACUUCGAGAUCAAGAACAAGAAAGGCACAGAGCUCUGGCUGGGGGUGGACGCCCUUGGACUCAACAUCUACGAGCAUGCAGACAAACUGACACCAAAGAUCGGCUUCCCAUGGAGUGAAAUUAGAAACAUCUCAUUCAGUGACAGAAAGUUUCUCAUCAAACCGAUAGACAGGAAAGCUCAAGACUUUGUGUUCUUCACGGAGCGGUUGCGGAUCAACAAGCGCAUCCUGGCCCUGUGCAUGGGCAACCACGAGCUAUACAUGCGGAGGAGGAAGCCCGACACCAUCGAGGUGCAGCAGAUGAAGGCCCAGGCACGCGAAGAGAAGCACCAGAAACAGAUGGAGAGGGCCCAGCUGGAGAAGGAGAAGAAGAAGCGGGAGCAUGCGGAGAAAGAGAAGGAGCGCAUCGAGCGGGAGAAGGACGAGCUCAUCGAGAGGCUGCGGCAGAUCGAGGAGCAGACGUUAAAAGCACAGAAAGAGCUGGAGGAGCAGACGCGCAAGGCUCUGGAGCUGGACCAGGAGAGGAAGAGGGCCAAGGAGGAGGCGGAGCGACUGGAGAAGGAGAAGAUGGCCGCCGAGGAGGCGAAGGCAGCCCUCGCCAAACAGGCUGCAGACCAGAUGAAGAACCAGGAACAGCUCGCCGCGGAGCUCGGUGAGUUCACCGCCAAAAUCGCCCUGCUGGAGGAGGCCAAGAGGAAAAAAGAAGAGGAGGCCACAGAGUGGCAGCACAAGGCCAUCUCCGCCCAAGAGGACCUGGAGAAGACUAAGGAGGAGCUUAAGGCGGUCAUGACGGCCCCGGCGGCGGGCGCGGGUGAGAACGAGCACGACGAACAGGAUGAGAACAGCGCCGAGGCCUCAGCAGAGCUCUCCAGCGGAGACGCCAACGACCUCCGCACAGAGGAGGAGCGCGUCACCGAGGCACAGAAAAACGAGCGUGUCAAGAAACAACUACAGGCUUUAAGCUCGGAGCUGGCCCAGGCGCGUGAUGACAACAAGAAGACAGCCAACGACGUGCUGCAUGCUGAGAACGUGAAGGCCGGUCGGGACAAGUACAAGACGCUGCGGCAGAUCCGGCAGGGCAACACCAAGCAGCGCAUUGACGAGUUCGAGUCCAUGUGAGGGGGGAGAGAUUGAGAUACAGAGGAGGGAACCCUGGCAGAGGCCUGACAGGUCCCCCCCUGCUCCCCCGCCCAAUCGAUUGCCUUGGAGGCUGACUGCUGCUGACCAGCUCUCGACUCUCAAGCCCUCCAGUCCAGCCUGCUACCAACCCCCACACCCCUGCCCCUACCCAAACCAAACCAAACCAAAGCCCUAUACUGGACCCUAAGUCUCCAACCAAACCCACUAUUGUCCCUCUGACCCCUGUCCCAGAACAAGCAAACCCCAAACCUGCAGAGAGGCCAGAGGGGGUUGCUUUUGCCCCCCCUCGUGCUAUGCCAAAGCUCUCUCCGGCCAGCUCAGCUGCCUACCCUUACCCCUACCUCUAGCCCUGCUUCGUCCAGCCCGUACCCCCGCCCCGCCCAACAACACCCCCUCAAGCCCUGCUCCUGCAGCCCAGCCCUGGAUGAACGCUCUUCAGUCGAGCAUGUGACGAAUCAUGACUUACAGACUGCUUUGAAUUUUUGUUUUCCUGAGGUUUUUCUCUCUUUUUGUUUGUUUGUUUGUUUGUUUUAGGUGAUAUAACUAAAGAUGCUUACAGUUCUAAUUUUAAGGAAAGAAAGACGUGAGGAAAAAGAACAAAAAUAAAGGACAAACAUGGUUUUAUCUAAAUGGC